Molecule: messenger RNA, 577 nt
Organism: Malurus melanocephalus (red-backed fairy wren)
Lineage: Eukaryota; Metazoa; Chordata; Aves; Passeriformes; Maluridae
Product: non-structural maintenance of chromosomes element 3 homolog
Exons: 5
Coding region: 195-548 (117 amino acids)
Cellular component (GO): nucleus
Source: RefSeq, a predicted model, not a curated record
CGGUGCCGAUGAGCGCAGUCGCGUAUGGAGCGCGGGCGGUGACGGUUGAUGUCUGGGCCGAGUCGUUUUGCCGGGCCUUGGAGGGGUCUCGGCGGUUCUGUUGAGGGUGGGGCGCGCGGGGCGGCCUUAGUGGUGGUCUCGUCGCGGUUUUAGUCCUUCCGGCAUUUGCUUUUCCCUCGGAGCUGCUGUGAGAAAUGUCCCAGCGGAAGCGCAGCAAAGGGCUCAGCUCCUCUCAGAUGACCGAUGGGGAGGAAGAUUGCAGCCCGAGCCAGAGGGACCAGCCUUUCCAGGACCAGAUGAACCAGAAGGUGAGUGAGCUGGUUCAGUUCCUGCUUGUGAAGGACCAGAAGAAGAUCCCUAUCAGGAGGGCAGAUAUGCUGAAGACUGUAGGCCAGAAAUACAAGAACUACACAGAAAUUGUCAACAGGGCAGGCAAGACCCUGCAGGAGGUUUUUGGGCUGCAGCUGAUGGAGAUUGACACCAAACUCCACACCUACAUCCUCAUCGAUAACCURCCCCGUGCUGAGGGAGAGUACCUGUGCAAGUGAGGGGCUGCUGCUAGGGGACCUCUGGGUGA